Nicotiana tabacum (common tobacco) is the source of this 945-nucleotide messenger RNA. Lineage: Eukaryota; Viridiplantae; Streptophyta; Magnoliopsida; Solanales; Solanaceae. The record is from RefSeq and is a predicted model, not a curated record.
AUGGAGUAUUUCAGCAGGCUAUUAAGGAAUAUGGCUAAAGACUCAAAGUUUAAAUACCACCCUAAAUGUGCCAAAGAAAAGAUCAUUCGGCUUGGCUUUGCAGAUGAUCUCUUGCUAUUCUGUAAGGGAGAUAUUGAGUCUGUGCAAUUGCUCUUCGAAAGUUUCCAGUUAUUCUCAAAGGUCUCUGGACUUACUGCUAGGUAUCUAGGAGUCCCGCUUAGUUCCAAGAGAUUGUCGAUGACACAAUGUAGACCCCUACUAGACAAGAUGUUGGAUAGAAUUACUAACUGGACAACCAAAUUCUUAUCAUAUGCUGGAAGGGUCAUAUUGAUUAAGAGCGUGUUGUUUGCCAUACAAACCAUUUGGGCUCAGAUCUUUAUCCUUCCAAAGAAGAUUGUGAAACAAAUUAUUACUACAUGUAAAAGAUUCUUAUGGACUGGUGCUAAAGAGGAAAAUAGAGCACUUUUGGCAUGGGAUACUUUGUGUCAUCCAAAAUCAGCUGGGGGCUUGAAUUUUAUUGACAUAGAAAAGUGGAAUAAAGCGGCAAUUUGCAAGCAAUUAUGGAAUCUGAGCAAAAAACAAGAGGAUACAUUAUGGGUGAUAUGGGUGCAUGCCUAUUACUGGAAGGGCGGCUCUAUAUGGAAUGCAAACUUUCAACAGGCAUUUUGGUGCCUCAGCAAAAUUACUACCGCAGGCAAAUAUGUUACCCAAGCUGGCAUGACAAUGAAUGAGCUAAUUAACAUGGAGCACUUUUCUAUCAAGAACAUGUAUCAAAAGCUCAGGGGUGACUAUCCUAAGGUUCCCCGGAGAAGAAUAAGUUGCAAUAAUAUUGGUAUUCGGAGGCAAGUAAUGAGCUGGAAUGAUGAACUUGACUGGGCUGCAGUUAACUAUAAUGGCAAGAAUCCAGAGGCUGAGCUGUACAGGAUGUUUUUGCAGAUAUACUAA